AUGGCGCCGAAUCAACGUCAACGUCAGCUUUUUAUUUCCAAGAAAGAAUUGAAAAAGUUGAAUGGCAGAAGAUUUUCAAAACCUGAAGAAUCCUCUGAUAUUGGUCUUAUUUAUCCUUGUGUGGAUACAGCAUUUAAAUUACUUCUAUCUGCUAGAUUUUGUUCUGCUAUAUGGAGUCAUAUAACAGAUUGUGAUGAAACAUAUAAUUAUUGGGAACCAAGUCAUUAUCUACUUUAUGGCAAUGGUCAACAAACAUGGGAAUAUAGCCCACAAUAUGCAUUAAGAUCAUACAUGUAUUUAUUGAUUCAUAUGGUACCAGCAAAACUUUAUCAUUACUUGUUAGAACCAAAUCCUGUUUUAGUUUUCUAUUUUGUAAGAUGCCUAUUAUCUGUGGGUUGUGCAUUGUCUGAAGUAUAUUUUUAUAAAAAUGUAUGCAGAGAAUUUGGAAUUCACAUAGGCAGAUUAACAUUAGUAUUUCUCAUUCUUAGCUCUGGCAUGUACAUUGCUAGUGCUGCAUUUUUACCAUCCUCCUUUUCAAUGUAUUUGAGUACUAUUGCAACAGCAGCAUGGUAUGGGCGUCAGUAUGAAUUAGCAAUUUUUGCUACAGCUUUAUCUACUUUAUUAGGAUGGCCAUUUGCAGCAUUACUUGGGUUACCAAUUGCAAUAGAAAUGUUAUUACAUAAACAAGAAUGGAAUAAAUUUAUAAAAUGGGUAGUAAUAUCUGGUACUGUUGUUUUAAUACCAAUGAUAUGGAUUGAUUCAAUGUAUUAUGGUAAACUAGUUAUAGCACCUUUAAAUAUUGUAAUGUACAAUGUUUUUACUAAUCAUGGGCCAAAUAUUUAUGGAAUAGAACCUUUCAGCUAUUAUAUUUAUAAUGGAUUUUUAAACUUUAAUUUCGUUUUUAUUGGUGCUAUUUGUGCUCCAUUUGGAUUGUUUUUAGUGUGGCUAAUUGUACCAGCUAGACCAAGAGAUCGUUUAUGUUUAUCUUACUGGUAUUCUUUGGCGCCAUUGUAUCUUUGGUUUCUAGUGUUUUUUUCACAACCUCAUAAGGAAGAACGAUUUUUGUUUCCUGUGUAUCCAAUGAUUUGCAUGGCUGGAGGUAUAGCUGUAGAUACUAUUCAAAAAUUAUAUUUUUUUAUCAGGACAAAAAUUAGUUCUUUACAUAUUGCUUAUCAUUAUUUGCAAUAUACUGUUUAUAUUACAUGUUUUGCUAUUUUAAUAUGUGGUCUUCUUGGAAUAUCAAGAUCAUUGGCAAUAUAUAAAGGUUAUUAUGCACCAAUGGAAGUACUGAUUGAUACUAAUAAACUUGGUUUAGAAAGAGAAAUAUCUAAGGAUAUUAAUAUUAAUUUUUGUAUUGGUAAAGAAUGGCACAGAUUUCCAAGUAGCUUUUUCUUUCCAUCAAAUAAUUGGAAACUUCAAUAUCUAAGGUCAGAAUUUAAAGGUCAAUUACCACAAUCUUUUUUAAACCAUGAAAAUGCAACUAGUAUUAUACAACCCUAUUUUAAUGAUAUGAAUAAAGAAGAAUCUACACGUUAUUUUAAUUUAGAUAAAUGCCAUUUUGUGUUAGACUUGGACAAUGGUAUUGAAACAAUUUUAGAACCAAAUUAUUCUCGAUUCAAUGAUAAUUUCACAAUAAUAAAAUCAUCCAAAUUUUUAAAUUCAGCAAAAUCACACCGAUUUUUCCGAGCAUUUUAUAUUCCUUUCUUAUCUGAUAAAUAUUGUACAUAUGACUCAUAUAAUUUAUUACAGAAUAUUAAAUUGAAAUCAAUUCCUCUUUUGUCAAAAGAAAAGAAUACAAAAUCUGUUUAAGUAAAAAUUUUAGAACAUAUAUAUGAUUUUGAUAAACAGGGUCUCUAUCAGGGAAAUUACAUGUUUGAUAUUUCAAAUGGACUGUAUAAUAAAGGAUAAAACAAAAUAAUUUAAAAAUAAUAAAUGAAAAUGAAAAAAACAAAAAUGAUUAAAACUUAAAACUUGCAAAUAUAAAA
Apis laboriosa (Himalayan honeybee) is the source of this 1985-nucleotide messenger RNA. RefSeq names its product alpha-1,2-mannosyltransferase ALG9 (gene Alg9). The record is from RefSeq and is a predicted model, not a curated record. Gene Ontology annotation, molecular function: alpha-1,2-mannosyltransferase activity. Gene Ontology annotation, cellular component: endoplasmic reticulum membrane. The coding region runs from base 1 to 1809 and encodes 602 amino acids. The transcript has 12 exons. Gene Ontology annotation, biological process: protein N-linked glycosylation. NCBI's taxonomy places the organism in Eukaryota, Metazoa, Arthropoda, Insecta, Hymenoptera, Apidae.